Lathyrus sativus (Indian pea) is the source of this 564-nucleotide messenger RNA. NCBI's taxonomy places the organism in Eukaryota, Viridiplantae, Streptophyta, Magnoliopsida, Fabales, Fabaceae. The record is from the annotation of a GenBank genome assembly.
AUGGGUGGUUGCUGUUGUUCGGCCAGAAAACAUCAUUUGCAAGGAACACCAGUUUAUUACUAUUGUCCGCCAACUUUUGAAGAGCGCGGAUCUUCAACCACUAAUGAUGGUACCGCGGCUUCGCUCUCUGCUGGGUUUCUGGUUGGAUUAAACUUUGAAGCGGCCAUACCUGAUACGUUCCGGUCUCCUCCUGUGCCUCUUCCUUAUGACAUUGUCUUCGGAGGUUCCGCGUCAACAGAUUCCGAGUCUGGCAGAGAAACCGUUAGUAUGAGUAGUUUUGAAACUUCUAUUACACGCGAUGAUGAUAUUGAAGAAUCAGAUUGUAAAGCUCAAACCAAACCUACACCUCUAUCUCCAAAGAAGAAAGAACUAUCAAAAUCAAAUGGAAGACAAGUAUCAGCGACAGAAGAAGAGGAUGUCUGCCCAAUUUGUCUCGAAGAAUAUGACGAUGAGAAUCCUAAAAAUCUGACAAAAUGUGAACAUCAUUUUCACCUAUCUUGCAUUCUUGAGUGGAUGGAAAGAAGUGACUCCUGUCCUAAUUGCGACCAGGAGAUGAUAUUUUGA